UUCAAUCUCUCCGUGGAUCUCUCUUUCUGAAUUUUCCAAACAUGAUUCGUCGACCCAGUGUCGACUAUCACAUCAAACAAUUGGAUAUAAGUCCUCCUUCUGCAUCAGAUAACUCAUCAAUCCUCAUCAUCGUCGACACAUUAUCUGAUGACGACAUUCAACUUUUCCCAAGCGUUAUCUUCCACAUCAGUCUCCGUAGUUUAGGUCUCCCUCACAUCCGAGACCUUAUCCAAGGUCAACUCAUCAGACGCCGUUGGUUAAGCCCAGAGAUCUCAACGGCUGCGACCCAACUAGGGUUUAGUAGCACGGAGCUUCUUCGAGAUCCACUCGUUACCCAUCGUUGGUUAUCUGAUUACUUAGCCCCACAUAUCUCUGAUCUUGCAUCUGAGUUAGGCUUUGGUCGUAACGGUUUUAGUGUGUCCAUCGUUGUCAAGAUCGUUACUCAAUCGACAUCCAAGUACGAGGUGUUGUCGAGGAUGGUCCAGCAAGGGAAGAUGAUGAACAGUGAGGAGUUAGAGAGUUCUCAGAUGCAAACAGAGCCGUGUUCGAUCUGUCUAAACAAUCUCGUGCUCGAUGAUGGUUCGAGUUCGAAACAUGGAGUUCCUACACGUCUGACGUGUUCCCAUGUCUUCCACGAUGGGUGUCUCUUGGAGUGGUUUCAACGUAAAGAUACUUGCCCCUUGUGUCGGACUCUGCUUUACGAUCCAUCAAUGGUUUUGAACAAUGGAGAGUUGAUGCUUAGCGAAAAAAAUGGAGAGUGAAAUUAGGGUUUCAUACUUGGGCCACACGCUCUAUUUUGGGCAAGUUAAGAUACAUCUUUGUUUCACUAUUCGUGUGUUUUUUUCUCUUUUAGGGCUUUGAAUCAGUUUCAAGGAAAUGUUAAAUUUUUCUGUAACAUCAUUACUUCUUACU
This is a messenger RNA of Raphanus sativus (radish), 912 nucleotides long. Its product is annotated as probable E3 ubiquitin-protein ligase ZFP1. Bases 42 to 761 code for a protein of 239 amino acids. Gene Ontology annotation, cellular component: endomembrane system. The record is from RefSeq and is a predicted model, not a curated record. Lineage: Eukaryota; Viridiplantae; Streptophyta; Magnoliopsida; Brassicales; Brassicaceae. The transcript has a single exon. Gene Ontology annotation, molecular function: ubiquitin protein ligase activity.